UUCUGACUUUCUUACACAUUCUUGCUUUGUGUGCUCGCCAUGGAAAGCCUGGAUUUCGGAAAGGAAAAACGUUACUUUAUCCGUGGGAAACACGCUGCUAUCAUCUGUGCCGUUGUCGUAGUGACAGCUGUUGCUGUGGGGCUUGGGGUCGGUUUGAGCCAGAAGACCUCCUCAUCAGAAGAUGAAACCAACACGACACCGUCACCAUCACCAUCACCAACACCAUCACCAACACCAUCACCAUCACCAUCAACCCCGCCCCCACCUGCUGACCGGGGACCCUGCAAACCAUCCAACAGCACAAACGGUGGCUGGCGCAAUUUCCGGCUGCCUGACCAUAUCGUACCAUUGCAUUACGAUUUGCACCUGGAGCCUGACCUCAACACAGACACCUACACCGGGAGCGUGUCCAUCCACCUCAGCCUGACGCAACCCAGCUCGCACCUGUGGCUCCACAUCCGGGAGACGUUCGUCACUGCAGUGCCCUCUUUACAGCACAAAGGGCCAUCUAGUUUGACCUCUGUCGGAGUGAAGGAAUGCUUCGAGUACAAGCCACAAGAGUAUGUGGUGGUGGAGGCAUCCGAGCAACUGAAAGUCACAGGAACGGAUGAAAGCUACGUUCUCACUCUGCACUUCCAAGGCUGGCUCAAUGGGUCUCUGGUGGGUUUCUACAGGACCACUUAUAUGGCUAAUGGAGUUCUCAAGAAAAUAGCUGCCACAGACCAUGAACCCACGGACGCUCGUAAAUCUUUCCCCUGUUUUGAUGAGCCCAACAAAAAAGCCACCUAUACUAUCUCCAUCACCCAUGACAGUGCAUAUGAAGCUCUGUCCAACAUGCCUGUGGAGAACAUAGAAACACUGUCAGAUCAAAAGACCAAAACCUCCUUUAAAAAAUCAGUAAAGAUGAGCACCUAUUUGGUAUGCUUUGCGGUGCACCAGUUUCAAUAUGUGGAGCGGAUGUCAAAGAGAAACAUACCAUUACGGAUCUACGCUCAGCCUUUACAGAUAGAAACUGCGAACUAUGCUGCCAAUGUCACCAAGAUCAUAUUUGAUUACUAUGAGGAGUAUUUUGACAUGGAAUAUUCCAUAGAGAAACUAGAUAAGAUAGCAAUUCCUGAUUUUGGGACGGGUGCGAUGGAGAACUGGGGUUUGAUCACCUACAGAGAAACUAACCUGCUGUUUGAUGAGAAUGAGUCAUCGUCAUACAACAAACAGCGUGUGGCCAGUGUCAUCGCACAUGAGCUCGUCCAUCAGUGGUUUGGAAAUAUUGUGACCAUGGACUGGUGGGAUGACCUGUGGCUGAAUGAAGGCUUUGCCAGUUUCUUUAAAUAUGUUGGAAUGGAACAAGCAGAACCCGACUGGGGAAUGCGUGACAUCAUGCUCAUCAUUGAUGUGUUUCCUGUCAUGGUUGAUGAUGCACUUCUCUCCUCCCAUCCUAUUAUUGUGGAUGUGUCCAGCCCGGCUGAGAUCACAUCAGUGUUUGAUGGCAUCUCGUACAGCAAGGGAGCAUCUAUUUUAAGAAUGCUGGAGGACCUGCUUGGCCGUGACACAUUUAGGGAUGGAUGUCGAAGUUACCUGAAGGCUUACCCCUUCCAGAAUGCAAAGACUGCAGACUUCUGGAAAGCCUUGACUAAUGAAAGUGGCAGACCUGUAGCAGACAUUAUGGACACGUGGACCAAGCAGAUGGGAUAUCCUAUGCUAAAUCUGACCACCACAAACACUAAUGCUAAACUCACCCAGACCAGGUUUCUCCUGGACCCCAAUGCUGACCCAUCUCAGCCCAGUAGUCCCCUGGGCUACAAAUGGACCAUUCCUGUCAAAUGGAACUCACUAAACUCCAACAAUGACUCCAUCAUAUUUGACAAGGGACAGACAGAGCUGGUCAUUCCUGGAUAUUCUCCUACCAGUGAUGGUCUCAUCAAAGUCAACAAAGACCACAUGGGCUUUUACCGAGUACAUCACAAUGACAUUAUGUGGACCACUAUCAGCGAGCAACUUCUCGCAGAUCAUCUGGUGUAUGACGCAACCGAUCGAAGCAGCUACAUUGAUGAUGUGUUUGCAUUUGGACGGGCAGAUAUCAUUGAUUAUGCAAAUGCCUUCAACUUAAUGAAGUAUCUCAUCAAUGAAACCGAGUACAUUGUGUGGGAUCGAGUCUCAACUUCAAUCUCAUACGUGGCAAACAUGCUGGCUGAUGAUGCAGUGCUGUACCCUAAAUUCCAGAAACUCUUCCGUGAUCAUGUGCAGAAGAUAUCCAAGGCUCUUGGGUGGAAUGAUGAGGGGACCCAAACAGAGCGGCUCCUGAGAGAGACGGUGUUGGGCAUCGCAUGUCAGAUGGGGGAUCAGGAGGCUCUUAAUCAAGCCUCUGAUAUUUUUAAUAAAUGGAUUAAUGGAACACUGAGCAGUGUGGCUGUGAACUUACGGUUGCUGGUGUAUCGUUAUGGUAUGAAGAACUCUGGGUCAGCAGCAGGAUGGGAGAUCAUGUUCCAGAGAUAUCUCACAGCAAAUCUCGCACAGGAGAAAGACAAGCUGCUCUAUGGCCUGGUAUCAGUGGAAGAUGUCACACUUCUGUCUAGGUUGCUAGAGGCCACUAAGACUGAAAGCAUUAUAAGGAGCCAAGAUGUUUUUACCGUAGUGCAAUAUGUGUCCCGAAACAAAUAUGGUAAAACCAUGGCGUGGGACUGGGUCACGCUUAACUGGGACUAUUUAGUAAACAGGUAUACUAUCAAUGACAGGAAUUUAGGCCGCCUGCCCUCCAGAAUUACUGGCACGUAUAACACCAAGCUGCAGCUGUGGAAGAUGGAGAACUUUUUUGCAUUGAACCCGAAUGCAGGAGCAGGUGCGAUGCCCAGGAAACAAGCUCUAGAGACAGCGAGGAACAAUAUUGAAUGGAUGAAACGAAACCUGGAGGAGAUAAAGCUCUGGCUGGAGAACAAUGUGUCUUAGUGCUGUACAUGAGUUCAUGACUGAUUUUACCACUAGCCAUUACAUCACACAUUGUUCACGAAGUUUAGUUAAAUUAAUGGAAUUAAUUGCUCAGGGCAGCUUGAAAAUGAAUUUGUAGCU
Messenger RNA from Triplophysa rosa, 3063 nucleotides. RefSeq names its product glutamyl aminopeptidase-like. Gene Ontology annotation, molecular function: metalloaminopeptidase activity; peptide binding; zinc ion binding. Gene Ontology annotation, biological process: peptide catabolic process; proteolysis. The transcript has 20 exons. Gene Ontology annotation, cellular component: cytoplasm. Lineage: Eukaryota; Metazoa; Chordata; Actinopteri; Cypriniformes; Nemacheilidae. The record is from RefSeq and is a predicted model, not a curated record. The coding region runs from base 40 to 2943 and encodes 967 amino acids.